UUACAGGAGGCAGAGGGAGAGAAGGCAGGCAGGCGGGCAGGACGCAUCAUGGCGGACAGAGACAGUGGAAGCGAGCAGGGAGGAGCGGUCACAGGCCUGGGCGCCGGUUCCUUACACCCAGUGACCGGAGGGGCGGGUGCGGCUUCCGGACUGCAGCAUGAGACCCAGGAGCUCGCGUCGAAACGGGUUGACAUCCAGAAUAAGCGAUUCUACCUGGACGUUAAGCAAAACGCAAAGGGCCGCUUCCUGAAGAUAGCCGAGGUCGGGGCCGGAGGAAAUAAAAGCCGUCUCACUCUCUCCAUGUCCGUAGCUGUGGAAUUCCGAGAUUACCUGGGAGACUUCAUCGAACAUUAUGCCCAGUUGGGGCCUAGUAAUCCGGACAUAGUGCAGGACGAGCCCCGGCGGGCGCUGAAGAGCGAGUUUCUGGUGCGAGAGAAUCGGAAGUACUACAUGGAUCUGAAAGAGAACCAGAGAGGGCGGUUUUUGAGGAUUCGGCAGACUGUAAACCGGGGGCCCGGACUGGGAUCCACACAAGGCCAGACUAUCGCUCUUCCUGCACAGGGACUUAUUGAGUUUCGCGAUGCUUUGGCGAAACUAAUCGACGACUACGGAGUGGAGGACGAGCCAGCCGACUUACCGGAGGGCACUUCAUUGACUGUGGACAACAAGCGGUUCUUCUUCGACGUGGGAUCGAAUAAGUACGGCGUCUUCAUGAGGGUCAGCGAAGUGAAGCCGACGUACCGUAACUCCAUCACGGUACCGUACAAGGUCUGGUCCAAAUUCGGGAGCACCUUCUGUAAAUAUGCGGAGGAUAUGAAAAAGAUCCAAGAGAGGCAGAGGGAGAGAAGGGUGUGCGAGCUCCAGGAGGAGCUGCACGGCGAUGACGGCGAGGAGGAUUGAUACACUACAGAGGUUAAAAAAGUUAUAAUUAAAAACGUUACUGUAAACCGAAAGAAACGUAGAAUUAAACUGUAACUGUUUAACUCCAAGGGAGCGCCACCGGAAACCCUCACGAACUGACAGUUAAGACUUGAUGUCACUCAUCGCUGGAUGUUUACCUACUUACCCACCAUUAAACAGUAAGCAGCUGCUAAAACAGAGUAAUAACAUUAUAUAUGAACUAUUUCCUACUUGAUUAAAAUUAUAAAGAAAGGAGCGUUUAUUUCCCUAAUUAACCAAGAACUUUUAUACUCGAUCGAGCUAUUCAAAAAUUGGUGCAAUGUUCAAAUUGAAAUAUUGCCCGAAAUGUACGAGGAGCAAGUCCUUUCGUGUGAGCUAAUAUUCGAAUUCAGCACAAAGAAGAUAUUUUGGAACACCUUUUCUAACCAAAACGUUAAACCUUUUUGAAAGAGGUUACCAGUAUACUUGCCACCCCUUUUACCUGUGAGUAGAUAUGUGUAUAUACUAUAUAUAUGAGGGCUAGGCAUGUUGUCGGAGUUUUAUUUAAAUGUUAUGCAGCCGUUCGUAGAGUUCAAGGUAAAUAGAUCAAUGACAGAAGCGCUCUGUGUUACAGUAUGCAUAGCUUCCGAAUCCCACAGGUAUUCAACUGGUCAGUACAUAUGAUAUAUCAACAUGAAAUACAUUUAAACUUUAAACCGCAUACUUUUAAAAUAAUUUCACCAUUUUAUUGUUUUUUGUUUGUUUUGUUUGCCUUUUAUUUUAAAUGAAAAUGUCAGAGUAUGAGGGGUGUUUGUGUCGGCUCGUCAUGCACUGUGUAUAAACGUGUUUGUUGUUUUGAUACGCUAGUCAGUGACAGCAUGCAGUAACGUCAGGGCCCAAUGAACUACCACCAACGCUUUGUUGAUAGAAUUGUCAAAAUUAGAACUAUUAUUGUCCAUAUGGAACCCUGUAAGAUAUUGUCCACUGAAAUUCUGGCCAGCGUGCAUUUGACAUGAUUUUGUGAAUCAGAUUUAAACCCUCGUGAAAUACUCACGUUUUCUGUGGGGAAAUUUUAAAACAAAAAAACGUGAAACGCCACGACACAAUUUAGGUCCGAGAGAGUCAAGGCAGCACUUAGAAAGCAGUCACACGCAUGUGAGCUGUACGGAGCAUCCUCUACAACGACCUGGUGCCUUAUACACUUUGCACGUUUACAUGCUGGUUUGACGAUUUGGGUCGCCGUUUGUUUUUUGUUUGGGUACUACCUCGUUCGCCACCCGCACAACUUGGGGCGGACGGUGUUUACUGGAUGUUAAAAAAAAAAAAAAAAAAAAAAACCCAAAGAAAGACAAGCUUUUGUUAACGUUUUGUUUUAUUUUUGUUUUGUUUUAUUUUCCUCUUUCAUUUCCCCCUUCGUGAAAAGCGGAAAAAUACAUUUCCCAGUUGUUGCUUAAAGAUAUAACCUUCACGAAAACGUGAUUUGAAGGCCUAGCCUUCAGGCACGGUGUGUGCAAGGGGGGCAAGUAUGCAGUGGACUUGGUCCAGAGAAAUUAACGUUUAUAUAGCCCUUGGUGUUGCUUCCUGUAUAUAGACCGGUGGCAAGGGCACUAUAUACAUUUUGUAAAGUUGCAAAAGAUCUCAAUAGGGUAAUUCAUUACCACGUUUCAUGUAAUUUAAAGUUUGUUUUUAUUUAACCCCCUCCCACCCUCUCCCAGUGUAUCUCCAGCUUCAUCUUGCUCACAAUGGUCACUUUCAGAGAUACAUUUCAUUAUUGUGUGCAAUAUUGUACGUGCCAAUGGUGGCAAUAUGUAUUCGGAUUAAAUAUAAUAUUAAUAUCUGGAAGCAUGAGGAUGAAUCCUAAAUUGUUUUUGUUCUCUAAGGAAGUGAAGCCUUUACCUGUCUUUAUGUUUGAAUUAAAAAUAAAAAUAAAAAUAAAAAGCCAAGAUUUUAAGAGUGUGCCCUGUUACAGCAGUGGGUGAAGUAUGUUCCCAUAAUCCUUGGCAGUGGCUUGUCUGGCCUUUAGGGGGCAGUGUGCGAGUACGGUGCAGCUCUGCCUCUCCUCGCCCCUGCAAGGGACCCUGUUCGAAAUCGUGGUGUGCCUCGCGUUGGAAACGGGCCCCUUCUGGACCACACGCAAGGUUCUAUGGGUGUUGCUGCGUCAACUCGCAGUGUACAAGAAAGGGCUAAGUCCCUGCUAGCCCAGUUAUCGCUCUUGGCGAGACCCUUAUGUUCGUUUUGUGCUCCUCCUUCUGAGGGCUAAGGUACCAGUUUUAGUUCCCCUUGAGGUCACGUCUACCAGCACAAAGCUUCCUGUCUGGGGAAAGCCUCUGACCAUGUAUUCCAGUCCCAAAAGAAUGUCUUAUUUCCAACACGUUUUGACUGUGAGAGUUCACGGUCCUCUGUAAGUGACUCCCUCGACAGUGCGCUGCAGUAGCUGCGGCUUACCACUAGGGGAGGAUAAAACGCAGCCGAGUAUUCACAGCCUUUUGAACGGUGCCUGUUCAGCUGUUUUUCGCGUCUAGCCGAUUGCCGUGCAUUUCAGAAGGAUUGCUAAUUGGAUCAUUUGGCUCAUUCUUGCAUACUAUAUGAUUUGAAGUACAUUGCAUACAGUUUAAUAGUCAUUCUGUAAUGAAAAUAUAUAUUCUUUUUUUUUCCCCCACCCCACCAAAUUCUCUCACCCCAUGUUCUGUUCUGAACGGGAUAUGGUCCAUGAAUGUGAGAAAAGGGCCAGAUAAUAGAUGGAUCUUUUUUAAGCAUGUCCUGUAUUGGCAGGUAAUGGACAUGAUUUCUAAUAUGCUUCAUUUCUUCUUCUUCUUUUUUUUUUUUGAAGAGUGCAUAGGUUAAUCAUUUAUUAUCAUUUGUGACACGGUCACAGAGGACCAACUAAAGCUUACCGCUGCGCCGAAGCUAUCCGUGGGUUCGUGUUUGUAAACUGCAGCGACGUCACUCCCAGCCCAGCGCUGUUGCUAUGGGAAUGACGUGUGCAUGGGUUUCUGAGCGAGGCGUGUUGCGCGUUAGCCGGUUUCUGGGUGAAGUGUGUGCGCUCGGUGCACGUGUUUCCUGGAUAGAGAUGUGUGUGUGUGUGUGUGUGUGUGUGUGUGUGUGUCUAUACAGCACUUACGGUUUAGCAUUUCCUCGGGCUGGCUAUACGGCCGAAUGAGACAUUAGUGCAAGUGUGGGCAGUUGUGCUCUUGGAGGGCUGAAGUGUAUGCAGGUUUUUUGUUCCAACAAUUAGCCUACCCCAGCUCAGUUGGCUAGUUAGAUGUAUCCAAUGCAACAACAGCGUUUUGGAGAUUAGCAUUGUCAUUGUAAAAUGAUUCAUGCUGAGACGCAGGAACCGCAAUCAACUGCCGUGCAAGAAAUGUAGCUAAAAUAUUAGCUCGAGUCGGGUGAAUUAAAGCGGAAGUUGACCUGAAAAUCCAAGAUAUGGUCCAACCCUGUAGGGCGGAGAUCAUCACUGUCCUUGAGGGCCAAGAACAGCCUUUACCUGGCAGUCAGGUGUGAAGACAGGCUGGCCAAUCAGCAGCACUAAUUGUUCAGUUAACUACCCAGAGAAAAAAAAAAAAACCAGGGCUUGAUUUGGAUUUGAGGGCCAGAUUUAAUGAUUCCCACUGUAGUAGCGCCAGUGGCUUUGUGGCUCUUGUCGGUGAGUCUUUGUGAGGUCCGCCCUCUUCGUGAAGUCGACUUGCUAGCUGACCCGUAUCUCCGCUGCACUAAAUUUUCACUUUUCCAGAGCGCGUUCAAGGGGACGUUCGAUUCCAUGUCGAAUCUGGGAGCGCCUUUAUCCGCGAGGCUAAGGUCCUCACGUGUGCUUUCUAAUUUCGUUUCAUUUAACGGGCAGGGGGAUUGAGUCGGAUAUCGACGUUAUCAUUUGUAACAAUCAGACAUUUUAAAAUAUCCUUGGUUGAAUGUGUGUCACCCCCCCGGUUCAAGGAUGGCUAUUUGGGUUUCCCUUUCACCCAUGUCAUUUCAUCCGGAUUUAUUUUAUUAUUAAUAUUGUGUUCUUAUUGUUAUUUCUUCUUGUUAUUAAAUCUGACUGUUGAAGAUUCUGAGGCACUAGAGGCGUGCAGACUGAUGCGUUUUCUGACUCUGUGCUGUGCUUUUGAACAGUGAUACUCAGACUACCCAGAGCCACGUGUGACCUUCCAAUUACUCCAUAGCUGUCUUUCACAGGGGCCAAAAGACACACACACGCGCACGGUCAUAAUUCCUUUCCCUUGAGAGACCUGCGUGUGUGUGCGCAUAUAUUGUGCAGUCGUCAGUAAGGUUGGACCACUGUCAGUGUUCAUAUUGUGAACCAACAGCACUGGAACAUGGAAUCCUGUCGUUGGCAUGGAGACAGAAGAUCUAUGCAUCUCACAUAGCCGGUGAUGUCAACGCAGUCUUCGGCAGCCAUUUUCACAGCGCUUUUAGAGAUCGCUUUAUGGCACCUGUUUUAAAUGUAUCCAUAGGCGACGGCUUAGCAGUAUUGCAAUUAGACUAACUUUGACUGCUACAUUACAAAUGUAUGCAUUCCCUAGUAAUUCCAAUUGGUUAUAGUCUUUUCGGUGAUCUGACAUGACAUUUUGGAACCAGUCAGUUAGCGGUCAGUAGAAUGUUCCGGCACAAGGAAGCAUGUUUUACCUCGUGAACCACAACUGCAGCCUAAAUCAUGCUAACAGAAGAAAAAAAAAAAAAACAUACCGCAAAGCCUAAAAACCACACAACCCCUCGCUUAGCCAGCUAUAGCCUUUCAUUAACAUUAUUCAUUUUAUAUUUAACGGCCAGUGUUCCCUGCCAUGGUCUACACCUCGCUGUUUUACACACUGCUUUCUGGGGAAACUCUAGGCUCCUCCCCCCCCCCCCCCCCCCCCCCCGCGCACAGUGUCACUUCCUGUGCACGGUGUCUGUUCCGCAGCGGCCCGGGCGCUCAGUCGUAAUAAAGGUCAGUCGACUCGGCACAGGAGUGCUUCAACUUCGCUCUUCCUUUCCCGGCAAAAACCGGCCACAGAAUUCACCCAGUCGCUCUUUUAGACGGGGGGGGGGGGGUCACCUUUCCUCCGAUAAUCGGCCUAAUCGAGUUUGAACGCCGUCUCUCCCCGUUUCCCCCGGAAAGAUUAGCCCAGACCGCUGCAGCUGUGCUCUGGGUUUGGCAUAAGGUCACCUGUUUCCCUGCCUAGUGACAGUGCAGACUAACCUCCGUUCCCCGGCUCGUGAUUGGCCGCGCUGUGAGGCAGCGACACUUCCCGGUUUUCGCUCUCCCGCGGCUGUGAUGAAGUGGUCUCAUAUCGCCAGCAGUGCUGUGUAGUUCAGACUACCUCAGGUGCUGGCUAAGUGGGAUUGUCGAAAAAGGGCCUGGACACAGCAGGGGGGGGAAAAAGUCAUAUUUCUAGAUUUCUUCUCGAUCUGGCCGCUGUUGUAAAUGUGCAAUCUGAGAAUAGCAGCAAAAAAAAAAAAAAAAAAAAAAAACUGGCA
Messenger RNA from Conger conger (European conger), 6333 nucleotides. Its product is annotated as transcriptional activator protein Pur-alpha-like. The transcript has a single exon. Gene Ontology annotation, cellular component: nucleus. Lineage: Eukaryota; Metazoa; Chordata; Actinopteri; Anguilliformes; Congridae. Gene Ontology annotation, molecular function: RNA polymerase II transcription regulatory region sequence-specific DNA binding; purine-rich negative regulatory element binding; DNA-binding transcription factor activity, RNA polymerase II-specific. Bases 49 to 900 code for a protein of 283 amino acids. The record is from RefSeq and is a predicted model, not a curated record. Gene Ontology annotation, biological process: regulation of transcription by RNA polymerase II.